GCCGCCCCAUCGCUGUUUUAUUCUUCCCCCCCCUCCGUUUCCUUCCCCUCUCUCUCUCACUCCUUCUCCACUCUACCUACACCUACCUUUUACUUUACCUCUCUUUCUCUCCUCCCCCUCCAUCUUCCUUUCCAUCGUCACUUUUUUCCUUGCAACACCACCCUCUACUCUCGGUUUCCUUCCAUUUUUUUCCUCUCGGCCCGCUUGGACUGGAUUAAACUCGUCGUUUGUUUUCCUCUCUCUGGUCCUCAAUUUUCGGUUCCUUCGUCUCCAUUGUUCUCACUUGUGACCUUCCUUCCCUUUCAUCUCUUUGUCUUUGAAAGAGGUGGUCCUGGUUUGUCUGUGUGUUAAGUCUCUCUCGUGUUCCCUUCCUCGGUUCAGGCGACCUGUUCAAUUGUCUCCAAAUUCCUCUCCUAUCAUCAGUCUCUCUAUCUUACUCGUCUCUCCAUCUACCACUCGCGAGCUCGCUUCGCACGCGUGUAUCUCUCAGCUUCAGUCGUACACCUCUUCGCCGUUUUCUCUUUCUUCAUCGUGGUUUUUCGGGGUUUCCUUUCUGGCUUUCCUCGGUUUACUUUGUCGCCCAAGAAAAUCAAGCUCAAGAUCCAAAGGUCAAAAUAAACUUUUUUGAUUUCCUUUUUUCCCGUUCAACGCGUUUGAGAGAGAAAAAACAAAAAAAACAAAAAAGAAAGGAAGAAAAUUUGUGGAAUCUCGUUGCCACUUGAAAUCAGUCAAGAUUCAUUUCUCCAACAUGUCCGCUGAUAAUCAGAACGCCCCGCCCGCUGGGUCCUCCUCGAUCCCCGCCCCGGCUCCUUCGGCUUCUGCCCCUGGCCAGAACCAGGGACAGUCGAGCCACAUGCCGCCUCCGCCACUUCCUCCCGUUAUCAUUCCCCAGAACACUAACCCCAUUCCGACGGCUAUCACUUCGCCUAUGUCGGUUUCCGGUGUGACCUCUCCCACUUCCGCGGGAGGUUUUGUUCGUCGUGCGGCCCCUGAGCCUAACAAGCGGGCUCUUUAUGUUGGUGGCUUGGACCCUCGGGUUACGGAAGAGAUUCUCAAGCAGAUCUUCGAGACCACUGGUCACGUCCAGAACGUCAAGAUCAUCCCUGAUAAAAAUAGCAAGGGGUAUAAUUAUGGUUUCAUUGAAUAUGAUGACCCCGGCGCAGCCGAACGUGCCAUGCAAACCCUGAAUGGAAGAAGAAUUCAUCAGGCUGAAAUUAGGGUUAAUUGGGCUUAUCAGUCUAAUCAGUCUAGCAAGGAGGACACCACUAAUCACUUUCAUAUUUUCGUUGGUGACUUGUCCAAUGAGGUGAACGAUGAGGUUUUGAUGCAAGCAUUUUCUACUUUUGGGUCGGUCUCGGAAGCCCGUGUCAUGUGGGAUAUGAAGACUGGUCGUUCCAGGGGCUAUGGAUUUGUCGCGUUUCGUGAUCGCGCAGACGCAGAGAAAGCUCUUAGUAGCAUGGAUGGGGAAUGGCUUGGGUCUCGUGCAAUCCGUUGUAACUGGGCGAAUCAGAAGGGCCAACCCUCAAUCUCCCAGCAGGCUGCCAUGGCUGCUAUGGGAAUGACUCCAACCACCCCCUAUGGACAUCACAACUUCCCCACCCAUGGGGUCCAAAGCUAUGACAUGAUUGUUCAACAGACCCCCCAAUGGCAGACAACAUGCUAUGUUGGAAAUCUAACCCCGUACACCACCCAAAACGAUUUGGUCCCUUUGUUCCAGAAUUUCGGUUACGUUGUUGAAACCCGUUUCCAGGCUGAUCGGGGAUUUGCAUUUGUCAAGAUGGACACUCACGAAAAUGCGGCUAUGGCGAUUUGUCAACUUUCGGGCUACAACGUGAAUGGGAGACCGUUGAAGUGCAGCUGGGGCAAGGAUCGUCCGCCAACCGGUCAAUUCGAUGCCUAUUCUCCCCAACAGCCCAACACUCCUCAAUAUCCUCCCCAAACACCAUCCGCCUACUUCCCGCAGUACGGUGGUCCGAUGACACCUCAAGGGCCACCCAAUUCUGCUGGAGGGCCUAAUGCACUCCAGGGCCAUGGCCCCCAAUCUCCGGCCGGGCCAUCGCCGCCUGGAAGAUGGCAGGAUCAGUCUCAGGGCUUUGGAGGACCGCAGAACCAGACUGCUUAUGGUGGGAUGCCUCAGAGCGCCGGUGGAUAUGGUCGCGGCAAUGGUACCGGAACUCCAGGUGGAUGGGGUGGAAACUCUGCCGGUGCAUUCGGGAGCAAUGGGUUUGGAGCAUACCAACAGUAACUGUUUCGGCCAUACCAUGUUGAGUGCUGCGGGUCACGAGUGCCCAAUCGUCAAAAAUUCCAGCGGUUUUGUGGGAGUGUUAUAGCUAUACACUUUGCUUGAUCAUAAGUAAAUGUAUUGGGGACAGGAGAGUUUUAAUUUUCUUUUUGUUGGACAUGAUUGAUGUGUUUGAAAGCUUUUAAAGAUAUGGAUGGAGAGAUGGGGAGGUGGGGAAUGUGUUGCCGUGGGAGGUUUGGGUCAUUGUUCAUGUUCUUUUACCCUUUGAAGAAGUUAGUUUUUCUGUCGGAUUAACAGUUACGGGUUUUCCUUCUAUCAUUAUCUUAACGAUUUUCUUCUACUUUUUCUUUGUGGUCAUGGAAUUGGGUUUCCCGGGUUUUCACGUGCUCACGCUCUUCUUUUGUUCUGUGUUUGCUCUUGACAUUUUCGCUUCUAAUUGAUUGGGGAAAAGCCUUUUCUAACCUCUCAUCUGUUUUUUUGCUAAAAGGGGUUUGUUGCUUUUUCUUUUCCUCUUCCUCUCUUGAACUGGUUGUUUUCCACUCCAAAAAACCAUUUCUCGUUUUAUUGCUAGGGGUUUUAUGCUUUUUUUCUACUCUUCGUUAUUUCUUAAGGGCCUUGAGACCUCUUCUCAGUUCUCUUCACCGUUCUGUCAACCACAUUUCUAACAAAAACAGGCCUCUUUUGAGCUACCUUGUGAUCAUUCAUCAUUCAUCAUUCGGGCAUAUCUUUAUUUUUCCUACGUGAAGCGUUUAUCAUAUCCUACUGCCUUUUCUACUCUCGGCCCUCUCCCUUAUUUUUAUCACUUCUUGGGGGGUUUUUUGUUGCUCAAUUCCAUUCGUAUCUUUGCUCGCCUAGGGAAUCUUCUUUCUCAUUUUCGCAUAUAUAGUAGUCUCCGAAUCUGCGGUGAGUGGGUGGGCAUGGCACGUAAAGGUGCAGCCGGGGGGGGG
Tuber melanosporum (Perigord truffle) is the source of this 3189-nucleotide messenger RNA. RefSeq lists its product as uncharacterized. The record is from RefSeq and is a predicted model, not a curated record. The transcript has 4 exons. NCBI's taxonomy places the organism in Eukaryota, Fungi, Ascomycota, Pezizomycetes, Pezizales, Tuberaceae. The coding region runs from base 749 to 2245 and encodes 498 amino acids. Gene Ontology annotation, molecular function: RNA binding.